Chlorella variabilis is the source of this 612-nucleotide messenger RNA. RefSeq lists its product as hypothetical. The transcript has 3 exons. The record is from RefSeq and is a predicted model, not a curated record. The coding region runs from base 1 to 612 and encodes 203 amino acids. NCBI's taxonomy places the organism in Eukaryota, Viridiplantae, Chlorophyta, Trebouxiophyceae, Chlorellales, Chlorellaceae. Gene Ontology annotation, molecular function: peptidyl-tRNA hydrolase activity. Gene Ontology annotation, cellular component: mitochondrion; cytosol.
AUGACUGCGCAGCCGCAGAGCGGCGGCUACAGCAGCGCUGCGCUGCUGCUGGCGGCGGGCUCCAGUGCACUAGCUGGCCUCGCGCUCGGCUACACCCUAGCUCGCCGCGAGCUGGGAGCAGGCAAAGGGAGCAGGGGACGAGGCGGGCGGUACUCCCCCAGCAAGCUGCUCUACGGCGCUCGCCUCCAGGCCGCCGACAGCAGUGCCGACUCCACCCCAGCGGCCACUCCUCGGAGCCUGUCCCGACAGGACAGCGCGCUGGGGUCGGGCCUGCGCAUGGUGCUGCUCGUGCGGACAGAUAUGCCGCUGAGCCGGCCCGAGUUGGCGCAGCAAGCGGCUCGCACGGUGCUUGGGCUGUUCAAGAAGCAGUUCAAGCGCAAAGACCCAGCCCUGCGGCCCUGGGAGGAGGGCGGCAACCACAUAAAGGUGCUGGGCGUGGACUCCCAGAACGACAUGCUGCUGCAGCAGGCGGCAGCCCGCGCUUUGAGUUUGGCAACUCACACAUUCGCUGGAGACCGGAUUAACAAGCAGCGAACGGUGAUGGCGAUAGGACCAGCUCCUCCUGACAUUCUGGAGCACAUCACGGGGCACCUGCGGGAGCUGGCCGGGUGA